Messenger RNA from Fusarium keratoplasticum, 1728 nucleotides. RefSeq names its product Pyr-redox-2 domain-containing protein. The transcript is spliced from 3 exons. Gene Ontology annotation, molecular function: NADH dehydrogenase activity. Lineage: Eukaryota; Fungi; Ascomycota; Sordariomycetes; Hypocreales; Nectriaceae. The record is from RefSeq and is a predicted model, not a curated record. Bases 1 to 1728 code for a protein of 575 amino acids.
AUGGCUUCCUCCUCGCGAGCCAUGAUGACCCUCUCCCGGGUCGGCCAGAUGGCCCCCAGCAGUCGCAUUGCGACUCGCACCCUCUCCACCGUCUCCAAGGCCUCCACUCGACCUUCUGUUGCCAUGAAGCUGAGCAACUCUGGUCGCAUCGCCUUCCGAAGAGCCUACGCCGACGAGGCUCCUAAGCCCAGGCCUGGCAAGCUGCGAAGGACCCUGCGAUGGACUUGGCGGUUCACCUACCUCUCCUUCGGCGCUGCUGUUGCCUACACCUGCUGGGUUAUCUACGACGACCGUCAUCCUCAGGAGCAAUUCCAGCCUGAUCCCUCUAAGAAGACCCUUGUUGUGCUCGGAUCUGGUUGGGGCUCCGUCGGUCUCCUCAAGAACCUCGACACCGAGAACUACAAUGUCAUCGUCGUCUCUCCCCGCAACUACUUCCUCUUCACUCCCCUGCUGCCUUCGUGCACCACGGGUCUCAUUGAGCACCGCUCCAUUAUGGAGCCCGUUCGCACCAUCCUCCGCCACAAGAAGGGCGCCGUUAAGUACUACGAAGCUGAGGCUUCUUCCGUUGACCCUGACCGCAAGGUUGUCAGGAUCAAGGACAACACCGAGGGCAAGGGUCCUCACUCUGAGACUGAGAUCCCUUAUGACAUGCUCGUGAUUGGUGUUGGCGCCGAGAACGCCACCUUUGGCAUUCCCGGUGUUCGUGAGAACAGCUGCUUCCUCAAGGAGAUUGGCGACGCCCAGCUGAUCCGCAAGAAGAUCAUGGACUGCGUUGAGCGCGCCUCUUUCAAGGGCCAGUCCCAGGAGGAGAUUGACCGCCUCAUGCACAUGGUCGUGGUUGGUGGUGGCCCUACUGGUGUCGAGUUCGCUGGAGAGCUGCGCGACUUCUUCGAGGACGACAUCAAGAAGCUGAUUCCCGAUAUCAGCCACCGCUUCAGGGUCACCCUCAUCGAGGCUCUACCCAACGUUCUCCCUUCCUUCUCCAAGCAGCUGAUUGAAUACACCGAGAACACCCUGCGCGAGGAGAACAUUGACAUCAAGCUCAAGACCAUGGUCAAGCGCGUCACUGCGGACUUUGUCGAGGCCGAGUGUGUUGGCCCCGAUGGCAAGAAGCAGACCCUUCGUAUCCCCUACGGUCUGCUCGUCUGGGCCACUGGCAACGCCGUCCGCCCCAUUGUCCGGGACCUCAUGGGCAAGGUUCCCGCUCAGAAGGAGUCGCGCCGUGGUCUGGCCGUCAACGAGUACCUGGUUGUCCAGGGCACUCGUGACAUCUGGGCUGUUGGUGACUGCGCCGUCGCCGGCUAUGCCCCCACCGCCCAGGUCGCUUCCCAGGAGGGUUCUUUCUUGGCCCGUCUCUUCAACAACAUGGCCAAGACCGAGUCUCACGAGAGCCGCAUCAAGGAGCUCAGCAGCAGCUUGAACCUCAAGCAGGGCAACUCGGCCGAGGUCGCCCAGGAGAUUGAGACUCUGGAGAAGCAGCUCCGCCGCAUCAAGGACGUCAAGCCCUUCAGAUACUCUCACCAGGGCAGUCUGGCCUACAUUGGCAGCGAGAAGGCUGUCGCCGAUGUGCCGUGGUUCAACGGCAACAUUGCCAGUGGUGGUAGCCUGACCUACCUGUUCUGGAGGAGUGCCUACCUCUCCAUGUGCUUCAGCACCCGGAAUCGUGUCCUUGUCGCUGUGGACUGGCUCAAGUCCAAGGCCUUCGGCCGUGAUGUCUCUCGCGAGUAA